Molecule: messenger RNA, 795 nt
Organism: Ananas comosus (pineapple)
Lineage: Eukaryota; Viridiplantae; Streptophyta; Magnoliopsida; Poales; Bromeliaceae
Product: LOB domain-containing protein 4-like
Exons: 2
Coding region: 1-795 (264 amino acids)
Source: RefSeq, a predicted model, not a curated record
AUGGCAAAGGGCGGCACGAGCCGGCCGGCCUGCGCCGCAUGCAAGCACCAGCGCCGCAAGUGCACGGCAGACUGCCCGCUCGCGCUGUACUUCCCGGCCGACCAGCCGAAGCAGUUCCAGAACGCGCACCGGCUGUUCGGGGUGAGCAACAUCCUCCGCAUCCUCAAGGAUCUCGACCCCGUCCAGAAGUCCGAGGCCAUGAAGUCCAUCCUGUAUGAGGCCAACGUCCGCGAGUACUUGCCCGACAUCGGCUGUGCCGGCCUCAUUGUCGACCUCCAGGUUAAGAUCUGCCAGCUGCGGGCCGAAAUCGAAAGGAUCAAUAGCCAGAUCGCCAUGUAUCAGAGCGAUCAGCAUCAGUACUACCACUCCUCCACCCACCUCCAGCUCGCCCCCUCCUCAUCGACGUCGCAGUCUCCCCUACCUCCUGCAAUUGAUAAUUUAAACGUGCGGAUCUCCCACGCUGAUUUACCAAACUAUGACGACAACAAUGAAAUGAAAUUUGCCGAUCCUAUGUGGGCAAAUCAAAUGUACACGAAUAACAUAACUGACGGAUACUUGGACAACACUGCAACAGGAGUUCAGCAACCGUUCGAAGCUGUGACCGAUACAAUUGAGCAACAAUAUGACGAGAUAUCACCAUAUUUUGAUACCAUAGAUGAAGAAAAAGCUUAUGAAUCAAGCUGUGGUUCAUCCACGGAACUGGUGCAACCGAUGAUGCAGAAGCAAUAUCAUGGCGUACAGAACGAUCUAAAAAGUGCGGCAGCUUAUCUCAAGCUCACCAGCCUCACCAACUGA